UCACUGCCUCGUCAGCUGUCGACUGAAGCAGAAGUCUCGUGCAAAACGUGUCGUAUUGAGAGUGGUGGCCUUUAUUCCAAAGGAAUCGUUUUCGACUCGUGCGCAUUCAAGUCACUCAAUUGCUUUGGUACUAGAAUAGCCGAAUUUUGGUCGUGAUUUUGUUCGCUUUGUUUUGAUUGUCAUUUUCGCGUCAGCUUUCUUCAUUAAUUACAUUUGCAUAAUAAUUAAAAAAUUUUUUUUCGGCGAUUUCUGUUUACAUUUGUUUGUUGUCCUGCAAAGUGUGAACUGGUAUUAAGCCCAUUAACGUGUUCAAUAAUAUUUCGAAAAUUUUGUGAGUAAACGUGAACUGGUAAAAGCAGUGAAUACAAGUGCAUUCAGAAAAAAAAUCGUGAAACACCAGUUGUCAAAUAUUAAUGCGACAGACACGCGAUACACACACACAUACACACCCACACUCGAGAACACAAGCAGUCGAGUUGAGGAAGAAAGGUAAUCAACGCAAUCAACGGAAGGCAACACUUGACGGCAGCAUCAACAACAGCGGCCGCUUAGAUAUAACCAGUAGCUUCGGCGACUUUCGUUGACACUCCAGUCACAGCGAUAGCGAAACUAACAACGCUCCCACAAGCUCCCACCUGCUUACAGCGCACAACAGCAGCAGCGACGACAGUGAGCACUAAAAGUUAAACGACAGUCAGCAGCUUGACGAGUCAGUCGCACACACACACCUAGCCAACUGCUGGCUUAUCUGCCUAUUAACACAUACAUACGUACGUACGACGUAUGUAACUCAACGACGUGAGUGUUUGCAUACACUAUUCAGCAUACAUACAUACAUACAAAUAUAGACUUUGCUUUGUGUAUGCCUACAAAGAGCAGACGCUCAGCCGGUUGUACUGCAGAUUUGUGCCUUUUUUCCAAUUGACUUGAAAAACUCAGUGGCAGUACGCGAAAUUCACAGAACGUUGCCAGACGCGCAACGUGAAACAACGGUGAGUGUAGAAAAUCAGUUAAAAACGCGACGACGGCGAAAGGAGCGCCGCGUAGCAGUAAACACGUUCAAGUGUUGACGUUAAAAGCGGUGUGAACGGAAAUUUUGGCGAAAAGUUUAGUUUGCGGCGAAUUAAAGAACACGCUUUCCAUUUUUUUCACAAAAAAUUACGAAAGUUAAAAAGUUUCGCUAGGUUUUGGAAGACUAUUCUUAUUUGUGGCGCGACGAAACUAAAAGUAUUUUUGCAUUUCAUUUUGCUUGACAAAAACGUAACUGAAGCUAGUUGAAAUGAAAUUGUGAUUGAAGAAGUUAAAGAAAAACCUUAAAAGUUUUAAAAAAUUAUAUUUAAAUAUCAAAACAAAAACAAAACGCGCUACCUCAAAACGCAAUAAACCACUCGCAAAAGCAACAUAAAUUAAUAGUGAAAUAAUUAAAAAAAUAUUACAACAACAAACAAGUAUUUUAAAAUAAUAAAAAACACAAGACAGUAUUAUUUUAUUUCCAAAGGAUAAUAAAAAGCAAUAAAAACUCGCAACCAGAAAAGACCGCAAAGUAUUCAAGACGCUUUACACUUGAGACGAUUUAAAUUACCUAAAGAAAGUGCAGAUGAACUGUUGCCUGCAAUAACAAAAGAAAUUAAUUAAAAAUCAUUAAAUCCCAAUAAAAACAAACAACAAAUCUGACAAAAUGUCCGCCUCCAAGGAGCAAAUAUUCGCCAGUCAGGACAAUGACUUGGACAAGCCGAAAGGAUGUUUCUCAACAAGAUAUUUUGUCACUUUCAUGCUCUUUCUGGGCAUGGCCAAUGCUUACGUGAUGCGUACGAAUAUGUCCGUAGCCAUUGUGGCGAUGGUCAACCAUACCGCUAUCAAGGGUGACCAUGAAGAUGUCGUCGACGAUGAAUGCCCUGAUCAAAAUCUAACAGUUGUGGAAAAUGGACAAGAUGGCGACUUCGUAUGGAGCAACAGUUUACAGGGCUAUAUAUUAUCAUCUUUCUUCUACGGUUAUGUGCUGACCCAAAUUCCCUUCGGUAUUUUGGCGAAAAAGUACGGUGCCAUGAAUUUCCUUGGCUGGGGUAUGCUUGUGAACUCUGUGUUCGCCUUCCUCGUCCCCGUUGCUGCUUAUGAAGGUGGUAUCUUUGGUCUCUGCGCUGUACGCUUCAUUCAGGGUCUUGGUGAAGGUCCAAUUGUGCCAUGUACCCACGCGCUGCUCGCCAAAUGGAUUCCGCCCAAUGAACGCUCACGUAUGGGUGCGGCGGUUUAUGCGGGUGCGCAAUUUGGUACCAUCAUUUCUAUGCCCUUGUCGGGUCUGUUGGCGGAGUAUGGUUUCUCUGGUGGUUGGCCAUCGAUUUUCUAUGUUUUCGGCGCUGUCGGUACAAUUUGGUCGAUUGCUUUCUUAUGGUUGGUUUAUGAGGAUCCCUCAUCGCAUCCACACAUCGAUGAACGCGAGAAGAAAUACAUCAAUACUAGUCUCUGGGGUACUGGCGAUCAGAAGGUACCAGCAAUUCCCUACAAGUCCAUCCUCAAGUGUCUGCCCUUCUACGCCAUUUUGCUUGCCCACAUGGGUCACAACUAUGGUUAUGAAACACUAAUGACUGAAUUGCCCACUUACAUGAAACAAGUGUUGCGCUUCUCCUUGAAGGCUAACGGUUUGCUCUCAUCCCUCCCCUAUUUGGCUAUGUGGCUGUUCUCGAUGUUCAUUUCGGUAAUUGCGGAUUGGAUGAUCUCAUCAAACCGUUUUACACACACAUCAACCAGAAAAAUUAUCAACAGUAUUGGUCAAUAUGGUCCAGGUCUGGCCCUUAUUGCCGCCUCCUACACAGGCUGUGAUCGUGCCUUGACACUUGCCAUACUCACGGUGGGUGUCGGUCUCAAUGGUGGUAUCUACUCUGGCUUCAAAAUCAAUCACUUGGAUCUGUCACCACGUUUUGCCGGUUUCCUGAUGGCCAUCACAAAUUGUUCGGCGAACUUGGCGGGUCUGUUGGCGCCCAUCGCUGCUGGAAAUUUAAUCGAUAAAAAGCCUUCAAUGGGUCAAUGGCAGAUCGUCUUCUUUAUUGCCGCCUUCGUGUAUAUCUUCUGCGCUACAUUCUACAACAUCUUCGGUUCGGGUGAACGUCAAUGGUGGGACAAUCCAGCUAAUGAUGUUAAGGAACCAUCCGCCGUUGCGCCUGGUACAACGACACUGACGUCGAAUGGCGCGAAUCCACGUUUUCUAACUGGUGUGGAUAAUGGCUUGACUUUGGCGGCGGGGAGUAUCAAUGAAACCGGGCACUGAGUGCGUGGAACAAUGAUACUGGAAAGCAACAACUGAGCUAGUAUAUAAGCGCAUUCUAGCUAUAUGAAGCUGUGCUAGUUAGACAAGAAAAAAGCAGACAGACAGUUAGUGAUUUAAGCAGCGUAAUUUUUAUUAUUAUUUUAAGUAAUUAUUAAGGCAUAGUGAAUUUAAGUGCGAGAGUAAUGUGUGUUGCUUAGAGAAAAAUAAAAUAAAAUACAUAAAAUGUACUGUUAGUAGGCGUGGUAACUAUUAAAAAUACACACCGCCCCACAUGCACAUGCAGCGUGAUAAAGGUACUCAGCCAGAAAAAUAGUAAUUAAAUAUUAAAAACAAGAGUCAGCAUUAAUAAAUAAUUUUUUGGGCUGUUCGUCGAAGUUCAAUAAAAAGAUUUGCACGAUAAAAGACAGUUGCCGCUAAAACUAUGCAACGCAUCUAAAGUAUAUAAUACGAAAAUGGUGCCAAUUUAGUGAUUAUCUUUAAUAUUUUUUUUUUUGCUUUUGAACAAUGCAAUUGUUUAAUAACUAUGGACUUGGUCCAUGAAUUGUUAAUUUAUUUAAAGUUAAGUUUAAUGAGAAUUGUUUAGUAGAAACAUUUAAUUUAUACAAACACACACACACACACAUAUAUGUAUGAAUGUACGCACUGUUAGCGCUUUUUAAUGUAAUUGUGAAUUGAUUUUAUAAAAAUAUUAUUUUUUAUUUAAGAAAGAAAGAAUUAAAGUAAAACCGCAGAAUGCCUUGAACAUUAAAAAAUGUUUAAAAAGAGCUCUUCCGCUCGCAUGGAAUUGUAAUAUUUAAAUAUAUACACAAAUAUAUAAAGAACUCUAUAUAUAUUUA
Molecule: messenger RNA, 4098 nt
Organism: Zeugodacus cucurbitae (melon fly)
Lineage: Eukaryota; Metazoa; Arthropoda; Insecta; Diptera; Tephritidae
Gene: Picot
Product: putative inorganic phosphate cotransporter
Exons: 8
Coding region: 1679-3262 (527 amino acids)
Biological process (GO): monoatomic anion transport; transmembrane transport
Molecular function (GO): transmembrane transporter activity
Source: RefSeq, a predicted model, not a curated record